Molecule: messenger RNA, 1030 nt
Organism: Cherax quadricarinatus
Lineage: Eukaryota; Metazoa; Arthropoda; Malacostraca; Decapoda; Parastacidae
Source: RefSeq, a predicted model, not a curated record
AGUGAUAUUUACACCAGGUACUGAUAACCAGUCUUGAUAAUCAGCUUGUAGUGAAGUCCAUAUUUAUAAGCUGACUUCUUUUAUAGAUAAGCAUUUCGCCUACAGACAUUUCUCGAAGUUUCUGUAUCUAUACCGCUAAUAUUUUUUCCUCAUUUUGAUUUUUCUUACAAGUAAAGAGUAAAAUUAAAUGAGUCAUAUUUACUUCUUUCAUAGGUAUUGGCUUGUCUGCUGGCAGUUGCCGCUGACGCCGCCCCUCAGGGUUACAAUUUACCCGUACCCUCUGACACAGCAUUUUCUGAUGGCUCGGGUUCUAUGGGUGACUCUGGGUUCUCAGGUGGUGCGGGACUCUCCUCCUCUGGUGGCUCAGGAUAUGGCGGAGGUAGCUGUGGUUCCGGACAAAUUCGCAAUGUUGACGGAAGUUGUGUGACUCCCCAGGUCACCCGCAACUUGUACUUGUUCAACGCCCCUCCAGCGCCCCCGAUUGUUGGUCCUCCACCAUAUGUUCCCCCACCAAAAGUUGAACAUAACAUUUUGUUCAUUCGUACCCCAGAUGUCGGCCCAGGCCCGGAACCUAUUGUCGUGCCACCACCUCAACAGAAAAAUGUUUUAUACGUCCUCAGCAAGCGUCCUCAGUACGACCAGAAGGUCAUCCACGUACCAGCACCAGAGCAAGGAAGUCCCCAAGUGUACUAUGUCAACUAUUCUCCAGGUGACAACCCGACCCUGCCUACUGGUGGUGACCUUCAGUCUGCCCUGAGCUCCGCUGCCCCAGGUGGCGGUGAAGUGAUUAGUAACACAGGUGGCAGCUUUGUUGGCGGCGGAGGUGGCAGUUAUGGUAGCGGAGGUGGCUUUGCGAGCGGCAGCGGCAGCUUUGGUGGUGCUUCCUCCAUAUCCCAGCCAUCUUCAUUAUAUUCACUGCCAUAAUAUCACAGUCCUUUAUUAAAGACUAAAACAUCAUUUAGUGAAGUAGCAAUGUUAUUUUUAAGGUGUUACAUAUGUUGUAUCAUAUUCAUUUGUAAGACUUUGGCAA